This is a messenger RNA of Trichomonas vaginalis G3, 699 nucleotides long. Its product is annotated as attachment subunit-related family. The coding region runs from base 1 to 699 and encodes 232 amino acids. Lineage: Eukaryota; Parabasalia; Trichomonadida; Trichomonadidae. The record is from RefSeq and is a predicted model, not a curated record. The transcript has a single exon.
AUGGAUGCCAUUCAGCCUCUUGAAAACGAAAUCAAAGACCCUGGCGUACUUGUUGACAUGUUUGCUUCAUAUUUACCCGUUACUGCCAAUCUCAUAGCGUUGCAAGCUAUUGACCAGUUCAUUCACUUGUUUCCAAAGAACUUGCAGAAGCAUUUACAAGAAGUUAAAAUUGCUGAAUUUGUCCGUUUAUAUCCAAAUUCAUACAAUUAUUUGGAAGAAUUGAAUGAACAUGGUGAAAGGUCCUUUUACGUAUACUUUUUUACUAAACCAGGACAGUCAAAACGGUUAUAUUGUAUACAACCUUUACCAGAAUUUCAAGACAAUUUCCACGUUAUAACAACUGUUGCUUUAGAUAUUCCUGCCAGAGUUCCAUAUGGAGGAACAGUAACUAUCUCAAGCUUUCCCAAGGGCUAUAAAGGAAAGCCUCUCACAAUUGCAAAAUUCACACACAGCAGUUGCCAAUUUGUUCAAGAUGUCGAGUUCCAUUUCCUCAACAAUACGACUUUCAUCAUAGAGACUCCUCAAGAAGGUAUAUACAAAGUUUUCAUCGCAGGAUUUGUUGCUCCCAAUGGCGAAGAAGAAGUCGAAGAAAUCCUCACCUCAGAGAGCGAAGAAGAAGAAGUCGAAGAAAUCCUCACCUCAGAGAGUGAAGAAGAAGAAAAUUUCCAAGACAUUCAAGAUUCAGAAUAUACCGAAUAA